Molecule: messenger RNA, 1156 nt
Organism: Rubroshorea leprosula
Lineage: Eukaryota; Viridiplantae; Streptophyta; Magnoliopsida; Malvales; Dipterocarpaceae
Source: the annotation of a GenBank genome assembly
CCUGCCUCAUGCUACGGUUGCCAAAACAUUUAUUAGAAGGGAGAACCUAACCCAGAUCCCCAAAUUGCCUUCAAUCUGCAAACCCUAGAUCUGUUUGAAUCAAUGGCGCAACUUGAAGAAAUUGAUGAACCCAAGAGCGAAAACAAGAAGAGGAAUCAUGGAUCGACGAAGUUUUUCGUAUUCGUAGACAACCUUUUUCUUUGCAUCUUCUUCGGUUUCCUCUCUUUCCUUCUCUACAAGAUGCUUAGCUUCUGAUUCUUUUGGGAAUUUCCUUUCAAUCAGGAUACUCUUUACAACACAUCAAGGUUUCAUGUGAGAUUAAGUUCAAAGCUUUGGGACAUUUUUGGAUCUUGGUUUGGUUAGAUUUAGAUUCUGUGCCUCCAGGUCUAUGAAAUCUUUUCUUACAUUCAGGAAUUUUUUGUCCAUUUGAUUGAAAAGGGAAAUGGAAAGUGUUUUCUGCACUUCUUGCCAAUGUAAGUCAUGACAUGCAAUCUGAAUUAAAUUAUUUGAAAGUCAACUUUACCGACUUUUUAAAUUCUCUUUAUGUGAUUAUAUCAGACUUUUUCAUUUUCUCUUCUUCUAUUGAGAUAAAUAAGCAAAAUCUCUAGCUGUAGUCCCAACUUGCAAAGGUAGCUUAAAUGCUAUCCACUCAAGACUGCUUCUUUUUGGGGCUAAUCAGGUGCAUAUGGAUUUUCUUAGACAAUAGAAAUGCAUUUUCUGCACCUUGAUAAGUUAACAUAGUGGGUAUUUACUUCUGGAGAGGGUAACCACCUGAUUUCAUAUCGUUUUCUUGAUUGGAGAAGACUCUUCCUGCACAAUUUCAUUUUUAUUGGUGGCUUUCAAUUGUAAGUACAUUGAGUCAUUAAUGACAACAAGAAGCAGCAUUUACUAGGAUGGGAUAUAAUACAGCACUGGGGAGAAACUGAAUAUAAAUUUAUCAUCUGGGGUGGAGCCGUGGAGGGGAUGGUUCAACUCAAUUGGAGCAGAAACACUGUUCUUAUUGUGAAAUGAUGAUAUUUUGGUAAAUUUUUUCUUUUUUCAAACUUUUUUAUUUUAAAAUAUUUUUUUUAGACAAAUAUCAAUUGUGUAUCAUUCAUUUUAAAUACAAAGCUCCUUAACUUGAAUGUAAUUUACUUUAAAGACUUAUUUAAGGUUA